Molecule: messenger RNA, 693 nt
Organism: Pseudoliparis swirei
Lineage: Eukaryota; Metazoa; Chordata; Actinopteri; Perciformes; Liparidae
Gene: polr1d
Product: RNA polymerase I and III subunit D
Exons: 5
Coding region: 85-429 (114 amino acids)
Biological process (GO): DNA-templated transcription
Cellular component (GO): RNA polymerase III complex; RNA polymerase I complex
Molecular function (GO): DNA-directed RNA polymerase activity; DNA binding; protein dimerization activity
Source: RefSeq, a predicted model, not a curated record
AACCUUCGUUGUGCCUGUCAGACAACGGUCAGGGCGCGAAUGCCUCACAGCCCUGUAUUGACGUCCAGAGUUGUGAUGUGAAGCAUGGCUGUUGAAAGCGAAAAGAAACCUGUGCUGGAGAUGGUCCAGGCCGAUGGCGCUGAUGAGGGCUGUGUGACCUUUGUGCUGCACAAUGAAGACCAUACACUGGGAAAUUCCCUCAGAUAUAUGAUCAUGAAGACCGUGGAUGUGGAUUUUUGUGGCUACACCAUAACCCAUCCGUCCGAGAGCAAGAUCAACUUUCGCAUUCAAACCCGAGGGGGGAUUCCGGCCACGGAGCCGCUGCGGAGGGGCCUGAACGAGCUCUCCGACGUGUGUCAACACGUCCUCAACACCUUUCAGGCCAGAGUCGACGAGUUCAAAGAGCGGCAGGAGCAGCCGAUGGAAUGAAGAGCAUGACGCGCGUUCGACUGCGAAGACGCCAGACACGGUUCACACAAACAAACUAAAGACGUGUGACCUUUUCUAUGUAUACACAGACACACAUUCAUACACACACACACACACACAGACAUCUGGGAAGCUCUGGAAAUAAGUUCAUCAAGUCAUAUUUCAAACACUUGUACAGUUGUAUUUUUUUUAAUUGAUUUAUAUAAUGCACAUGUUCGUUCAUGGAUGUUUUGAAACGAUUGGUGGAAUAAAUUGAAGACAUUA